AGUCUUCCUACUCCAGACUCACAGAAAUUCCUGGAGUCCAUCCAGCCACAGCUCAUCCUCUGACUGGAUCCCAACACCCUAUUGCAGCUGAGACGCUAUCCAUUCUGACAAGAUUAAAACCAUUAUUUUACUUACCAUGCAAAUGGGAACCCAGUUUAUGCAUUGCAGGAAAAUCACUGAGUUUUGCUAGCAUCAGUAAAAAAAUGCUGAAUAACUUUCAUACUCAGUUUUUCUAGCAUUGUAAGAUUGUUUUAGAUACAACUAUAAGUUAGCUGAUGACACCCCUCCUGGAGUUAUGAUACUGAUUAUUCCUAGAUAAGAUCAGCUUUCUGUACUAACUUUUACAUUUUAUUAUUACAUAUUAUGACAUGAUAUGCUAUAUUUUGUUAAAUAGUAAAAAAAAGUAUCAUGUCUAUAGCAUAAAGUUAUUAAUUAUAAUAUAAUAUGUAAUUUUACUGUUAUGUGUUAUUUCCUAUCAUUUUGCUAGUUUGUCAAGACUUUGUGCUAUUAAUAGUCUAAAUUAAUGAAUAAAAAAACCCUGUGAAAUGUAGCACCAUGUUUUACCUGAAAAGCAUUUCUUUAUUUAAUAAACAAACUACAAAAUUGCCUGAAACAGAAGGUUCAGGCAAAAUAAGGACAAUAACAUUAGUUAAACAUAUUGAGUCACUACCUGAUGAUGAAACUAUCAUGCAUCAUUUUUGCUAAUCAGAGGAUGUUAUGCAACAUGAGUCAGACUGUCACUGAUCUACAAAUUAGCUAUAUAAACAGAGCUGAGAAGUGUGUUCAAUAGCUUAAGACUGAAACUGUGGCAGAAAACCUUAGUCGAGGAUGAAGACCCUUUCUCUUCUCCUGUUGCUAUAUUUGGCUGUCUCUGCUGCUUUUCCUGUGGCUCCAGAAGCAGAAGAUGAAGGUAAAACCCUACAGCUUGUGGAGAAUUAUCUACGGAAUUUCUACGAUCUUCAAAGGGAUCACCAGCCUCAUUUAAAAAACAAGGGUGAAAAUCCCCUUGUUGCAAAGCUCAAGGAAAUGCAGGCAUUCUUUGGACUGCAAGUGACUGGGAAACCUGAUCUUGACACUUUAGAGAUUAUGAAAAAACCUAGAUGUGGUAUACCUGAUAUAGGGCAAUACGUGUUCACAGCAGGGAAUCCCAAAUGGAAAAGAAAUAAUCUGACAUACAGGAUUUUGAAUUACACUCCAAAGAUGAGACGAGCUGAUGUAGAUGAAGCAAUCAAAAAAGCUCUCAGUGUCUGGAGCAAUGUGACACCACUGACAUUCCGGAAGGUUGAGGACAAAGAAGCAGAUAUAAUGAUCUCUUUUGCUUAUAGAGAUCACCGUGACAACUCUCCUUUUGAUGGCCCCAAUGGGCAGCUGGCUCAUGCUUUCCAGCCUGGUGAAGGUAUUGGUGGAGAUGUGCAUCUUGAUGAGGAGGAAGCCUGGACAAAAGAUGGAAGAGGAUACAAUUUAUUCAUUGUUAUUGCCCAUGAGCUUGGCCAUUCACUCGGUCUAUCUCAUUCAAAUGAUCCUGGAGCACUGAUGUAUCCAACUUACUCCUACACGGAUCCUAAUGAAUUCCUUCUUCCUCAGGAUGACAUUGAUGGCAUUCAAGCCAUCUAUGGACAGUCAAAUGCUGCUGUGCAGCCGACAGGACCCAUAACUCCACAAGCUUGUGACCCAAAUUUGACAUUUGAUGCUAUUACUACCCUACGUGGAGAAAUAAUAUUCUUCAAGGGCAGAUAUAUGCUGCGCAAACAUCCCACAAGGACAGCGACAGAGCUCAAUUUUAUCUCACUGUUUUGGCCAAAGUUACCAUCAGGAAUUCAAGCUGCUUAUGAAAACGUUGAGAGGGAUGAAGUUUUACUUUUUAAAGAGGAUAAAUAUUGGGUUCUCAGGGGAUAUGACAUUGCACCUGGCUAUCCUAAACCAAUCUAUCGUUUGGGGUUCCCGAAGACUGUCAAACGAGUUAAUGCUGCUUACAGUGAUGAAACCACAGGAAAAACAUACUUCUUUAUAGCUGACAGAUACUGGAGAUAUGAUGAAAACAAAAAAUCCAUGGAUCAUGGUUAUCCCAGGAAAAUAGUCUCCGACUUUGGAAUAACUGGCAGAGUUGAUGCUGUUUUCCAGAAAGGUGGCUAUGUCUACUUCUUCCUUGGAACAACUCAGUUUCAGUUUGAUCCUCGUUCCAAACGGAUUGUUGGACAAAUGAAGAGCAUCAGCUGGUUUAAUUGUUAAUUGUAAUGUUUUUC
Molecule: messenger RNA, 2243 nt
Organism: Pezoporus flaviventris
Lineage: Eukaryota; Metazoa; Chordata; Aves; Psittaciformes; Psittacidae
Product: interstitial collagenase-like
Exons: 10
Coding region: 829-2229 (466 amino acids)
Biological process (GO): collagen catabolic process; proteolysis; extracellular matrix organization
Cellular component (GO): extracellular matrix
Molecular function (GO): metalloendopeptidase activity; zinc ion binding
Source: RefSeq, a predicted model, not a curated record